Molecule: messenger RNA, 5575 nt
Organism: Cydia pomonella (codling moth)
Lineage: Eukaryota; Metazoa; Arthropoda; Insecta; Lepidoptera; Tortricidae
Gene: Or-17
Exons: 3
Coding region: 265-3597 (1110 amino acids)
Source: RefSeq, a predicted model, not a curated record
UGGGGGAUAAUGUUGCUAGGGUGCAGUAAAACUCAAUAUUGACAGAUGUCAGAUUCGAAAAUGUUUAAACAGCGCCAGAACGGAAAAUGCUAUUUUAAAAUAUUGAUAAAUAUGCAAUUGUUUGUCGAUUUGGUCUGAGAAUAAAGCAUUUUAUUUAACAAAAUGUGAAUUGUACCUAUAUGAAGAUAUUGUUACAUAAAGAAGCAUAUCUCAUUGGAGACAUUGUGCGAUUGGAGACUUGCGGUUUCGAAGGAUUUUAACACCAUGUCCACCAACGUUGAUGACGCGGAUGACGAGUACUUAGAUGACCCGAUCUCAUUGUUGGUUAUUGAUGACAUCAAAACAGAAAUUUUUGAUGAAGAUCAAAUCAUCGACGUCAGUUCCGAUGAAGAGGACACAUGCACUUCAGCCUACGGGAAGAAGAACUUUGUACUGCCGGUAACAUUCUUUGAUAUAUCUAGAAACGUUAAACUGCUCAACAAGUGUAAGCCAUUGAGCAUCAGAAUAGUUGACUGCAAGCAAAAUCCCACGUACUAUAUCAAGGAUCAAGAGAAAUGUGAAAAUAAAUCUGUUGAAAGUUGUGUAGAAGUACAAAAUACAUGUAAUAGCGAAAAUAAACCGAAUAAUAUUAAUGCGGAAGGCAUUGUAAAUAUAAGCCAUUCGAGAGAAAAUGUCGGUGAAAAGUCGUUGAAGGAAGGAGAGAAGAAACGUCAGAGUGAUUCUUUCUAUGAGAAACUAAAGAGGCGCAAAGAAGAGAGGAAACGAAUUGCUCUCAACUGUAAGGAUUUGAGUCAAGUUGAUUUUAAAAGAAACAGAGGACUCGUGGGGUUGAAAAUAACAGAUACUAUUUUCAAACAAAUUGUAUAUACAGAAAAGGCCUUGAUUAACGCUAAAUGUUGCUCUGUUGAAAGCAAACCCAAAGAUAAAAAUCAAAAUGACGUCGAGAAGCUGUCAAUUACCUCAAAAACCCUCAUUUCUGAUAAUAAAUCUAAUGAACACCAAAAUAGCGUUGUAGAAAAACCAUUGGUUAUUGAAAAGUGUGUAAGUAUUGAAAAUAAAUGUGCCGAAAAUAAUGAAAAAUAUCACAGUGAUUCUGGAAAAGAUUUACUGUAUACAAAAAAUUCUAUAAGUUCUGAAGAUAACUCUAGAGGAAAUAUUGCAAGUGCUAUGGAAAAUUGGCCUGUAAAGCAAAGUACCUAUGUGGAAAAUAAAUCCUAUAAUAAGAAUGAAAAUAACAUACAAAGAGCAAACAUUGCACCCAAAAGUCUUGACAUUGAUAAAAAUAAAACUAAGAAAAAAAGUGAAAAUAUUGCAGAUAAAGAAAUGAAAACGAACACAAAAACUGUUGUAAAGUGUAAAGAAAAAAUACCAGAAAAUGCUCCAAAAGCUUUAAUUAGAAACCAGUGUAACCCUAAAGAAGAAAAAACUAAGGAGGAACUGAUAGUUACUACGUAUAUGAAAAAACUUGGUGCCACUUUGGAUGACCUGGGGACCUCGGUCAUACCGCUUACAAAUAAUCAUACACCGAAAGGUUCACCCAAAAUCUCUGAAAUUAAGAAUAUUAAGACAGGAGUAAGCCAAACCACGUACAAGGACGUUAAAGAUAACUUAGAUGUUAACAAAGUGUGUAGCGAAACACGAUGUAGUUCUAAAAUAUUGAGUAAAAAUGCACUUAAGAAAACUAAACCUGAUAGUAAAAAUGCUACUAAUAUAGUGUUCCAACAAAAUCCAAAGAAACCGCAAGCAAAAGUUAAUGAAAUUGCUACUAAUGUUCAUUUUAAACUAGACAAUAUUGAGAGUUCCGAGAUUUCCGAUAAAGGCAAAGAGCCAACUAAAAGUACGAGUAGUAAACAAGUAGACUCUCACGCAACGAAAAAAGUCGAUAAACUUAUUGUUAAAGAUGAUAGCAGAGACCAGGCUGGUCCUAACUCUCCCGUCAUACCCUGUACCACCAUUACCGUUAGAGCUGCGCCAUCUAAAUUUACUGAAAAAGUAACUUCAGCUAAGGUUACUGAUAUUACUGAAAAACAAGAUAGUGCAACAUUCUCUAUUACUCCACACAGCGACACCGGAACUUCCUCGCUACGAAAUAUGGCUGAAUCUAGAAGUACUCCUAGUAAUCUACAAAAACAAUCUACCCUUCCCCAUAUUUCCACUACAAGUCACUCAGAGUUAAUCAACUCCAAAUACACACCUACGCCAAGAUCAAAUGAAGCUACCGUACCAAAGACGAAAAUAAAUACAAACGGUCCUUUGAUAUGUAACCAAAACACGUCUAAUAUAAAAAUACUGAAAAUGACUGAAUUUAAAAAAUUAAGCAAUGAUCUAUGUGGUGCUUUUAGCAACUUGGAAAACAAUGUUUCAGCCAUUAAAAAACGCGCAUUGUCCGAUUCGAAUGUGUCCAAUAUUAACCCGACCAAAGGAGCUGACAUAAAUACCCCAGUUAAACCCUCUACACCAACUGGAAACAGCACGUCCGUGACUAAUCUGUUAAUAAACGGAAUGGUUAACAAUGAAUCAAACCCUAAUCAGAAGACGAAUAUGCCACCAACCUCCCAAAUUCCUUCCAAAUUUUCCGGCCAUAACGCUAUAAUACUUAGAAGACCGCCUUUGCCCCCAACGCGACAAUCACAAAACAAUCCUCCCCUAUAUCAAGGACAACCUAGUAACAGAUUCCAAUGUCAACCAAUUCCGCCUGGACCGAGACCAAUACGAUUUGAUUACCCACCGCCGUUCCCACCACCACAUCCACCACCAACACUCCCUUAUAAUCAUCCGAAUUUGACACAAGUCAGGCCUACGCCACAAAGGUUUCUCCUACCCAACAGAUUACCUCGUACUUAUUCAAGAGGAAUGGAAAUGGGUUUAAACCAAUGGCGAUUCUAUUACCCACCUCUACCUCACAUUUAUCGGCCUCCAUUAUCAGUUUCUAGGCCUCCAAGCCCGCAGGUCAAUAAAGAUUCUUUGAUUGGUAAUACGGCUGAUGGUGAUCCGAUCAAAAAAAUUAACAUUCCCGUUACACCAAUCGUCGAUAAUAAACAGAAGAUGUUAGCCGAACUAAAUAAUGCAAUGAUGUCUCCAGAACCAACCAAAAACCAGGAAAUCGGCAGACCUAAAGAUCUUAAGCGUAUAGCUGAUGCAAUAGACCCAAUAAAACCUAAACAUUCAAAACCUAGUCCUUUGUCUAAGAAAACUAACAUAGCCACGGAUUUCAGUAAUGUGAAAAUUCCUGAUAAAUUGUCUCCUAACAUCGGGUAUUCGCCUCCGAUAUUGCCUAUAUUUACGUACCAGGAGUCUUUUAAAAUAUUUUCUCCAAACGACAGUAAGAGCUCUGGAAUGUCUGGUCCCACCGACAUGAACCGUAUUCCGUUCAGUAUCAGAAAAUUAGAUAAGAACCAGGAAAGAAUAUCUCACGAGAGAAGAAAUGAAGAUAAGGCCAAGAAGAUAUCUUUCGAAGAUUACAGAAAAAGAGUUCUAAAAGAUGAUGUUGACAAAAUGGAUGUUAAUAAAGUGAGAAAAUGUAACGAGUCUAAAAAUGGUGCAGACGAUCACAACCAAGAUCAGGGUUAUGACUCGGAUUCAACUGUCAAAUUGUAGUUACUGGCUUUUAACUAUUACUAAAUUGUAAGUGACUAUAUGUAUAUAGUCUAGAUGAUUUAGAUUUUUUUUUUGCUUUUGCCCAGUGUUGUUAUUUAGUAAUUUAUAAAGUUUAAUAUGGAAUUUUCGUUAUGCCGUCAAAGUUUGAUGAGUAAUAAGUAAUAGUAUUUCGUGUUAGAAGUUACUAGAAAUAGGUAGAGUCUGUGUGGAACGAGAAUAGUCGUAGAAUGUAUGGGCUCCCUUACAUUCUCUUUCCGCACGCACUCUACGUUUACUUAUAUAAUUAGUUCCUACGCCCAGAAAGGUUUGUUUACUUUACUUUUAAUGAACUUUAUUUUUAGGGGUAUUAAAUUGUCUUUUUAGGCCUAAAGGACGUAAAUAGUUGUUUAUAAUAUUACACUUUGAAAUGUUACCCAAACUUGCACAGUAAGUUACGGACAUCUUAUGAGCUUAUGACAACUUUUUGUAUGUUUAAUUCAAAAUACUAUUCCUAUUUUAUCAGACUCUUGGGUCAUCCUGAUGUUCUCAGAUAAAAAUAAACAAUCGGAAACGGCCAAGCCAAGUAUUUUGAAUAAGGUGUAGAGUUUGUGAAGUUAGGGCUUGUGGAGUUAGAAGCUUGGCUCUACAAGAGGUCUGAUAACUUUUUGAUACUGCGAGUCUUAUGGUUUCGUCUUGGCAACAUGUUACAUGAAAAUCUUUUUGGUGGGUACCACUUACGGAUUAUAUGUAUAGUAGAGACCGAACGCCUAUAAGCUAACUCGGCACCCAUUUAAAAGACCAUAGUGGGGGAACGACGUCAUAAACGUUAUAUUUUAAUAAAGUUAGGACGCUAAGCUAGUAGAAUUUCGUACAUAUUGGCCCUUCUGUUCCUAAUUAUAUUGCUGUCCCCUCGAUGAUGCCGGUGGGCAAUGCCAUUAUGCGAACAGGACAACAAUAUAAUUAUGCGCGUGCGAAAGAGAUAAAAACAGGCUGGUCAAUGUACGAGUCUUCAUGCUUUGCGUCCUUACUUAAGAAAUUUGACAUUAAUGAUGACAUUACCACACUUUGUUAUUACAAUUGCCAUUUAGAGUUAAAUUGGUCCGUCUCUACCAAUAUGUUUGUUUGUAAAGUCAGUUGUAAGCAAUGAAUUAUUAUUACUACGUAUAGAACCAGCACAGAGAACCAGUAUUUUGCGCCAUGAGUUGUUGUUUUGACAACCUACCAUAGAAGCGAAGCGUGAAUCUCGCGACCUAAACGCGUAAGCGCCAUGAACCAAUGUUUUAGUCGCGAUUCUGACAAUUUCAUUGUUUGGUAUGGCUCCUCUAUAGUAAUAGUAACUCAAUGGUUGUAAAACAUUAAGCUGUUUAUCGUUAUUUUCAAUGUUUUCAUCUAACUUCAGGGAGUGUUUCUGUUAAUAAGUUCAAGUAAAUUUGCCUUUUGUACCGACAAUUUUAGUUCAUUCAUUGUGCGACAGAUUUUGUAUAAAUUUAACAUAAUGAUUGUUUAUAGAUUUUCAUCUUUUGCACUAUUCACUCUGGGUCAUACGUCUUUGAUCCCUGUUAUUGUUUACAUAAUUUCAUUUUGAAAAUCUUCAAUGUAUUUUGAAAAUGUUGAUUUUGCAUCGCCAUUUAUGUAUUAAAUAGGUAACUUAGCGGCACCAAUGACCGAUUAGAACCAAUAACCACAUUUUUUUAUUCAAUAAAAUAAGGACAGGAAACCGAUUUCAAAAUAUGGCAACACUGUGCAGCUACUGUGCCGGUUAUUAAUUCUUGUCGGCCAUUGGUACUACGUUACAUACUUACAAAUAAAUGAUUUAAAAACAAACAUUCUGUAUAUUUAUCGCACGUUUUUCUAAAUAAAACAACUAUUUUGUAUUAGGUAUUUUGUUCUAAGUGGUAGAAUUGUGUCGAGAUAUUUAAUUUUUCAUUUAUUUGUACCAAAGAUAAUUGGUGUUCCGUGUAUUCAAAGACUGCAAAUAUAUUAAGUUGUUGAUUCAAAA